CCACGUCGUCGUUUCCCGUUUGUUCCACCAUCAUAUCUCCAAAUUUGAAAUUUUAUGCGCGCCCGUGCGACCUGAAAAUUUCCCAAUCGCCGGCUCUCUCAGAGACACAGGUACAGUUGUGAUGAAAUGGAGCCUGUAACAGCCGGUGCGCUUCCAGUGAAGAUGACGACACUUGAGAAGCUAUUCGCGCAGAUCUUUGAGCGGAAGACUUCGAUCCUCCAGCAAGUGAAGCGGCAGACUGAUUCGUACAGCCAACACCUCGCUUCCAAACUCCUCAUUCAAGGAAUUACUCCUCCUUCUUGGCUGUGGAACCCCUAUCAAUCUUCGAAUCUCGAGGAGCUGAACAAAGAUGAGCUGAUCUCUGAUAUUGUACUUCCCCGUGCCUGGCCUUCUACAUAUGAGGAUGCUCGUCACUCCAUAUGUAAGGGGAGUUUGGUCACAGGAAAUAAUGCGGAGCUAUCAGAUGGGGCAUUUGUGGAAACUCGUGCUUCCGGUGCAGAUCUUCAAGAUGGAGCGGGGGCUGCGGGGCCAAAUAGUCCAGCUGUUGUCUAUAAUUGCAACAAUGAAUGUGCUCUCAGUUCACUUCCUCAGCUAGAUGCAGGCGUUACCAUGCCUCAAGAUGAGAUAGACACAAGAACUGAAAGCACUUUAGCUGCUCCAGUUCAGUCGCUAGUUAAAAUUCAGAGGUCUAAGUCUAGACAAAAGGCUCUAGAACUACGCAAUAGCGCAAAUGCAAAAUCUAGGAGCCACUCAAGCAUUAAGAAUAAAUCUGAUGUCACCUCUACUGGUAUUGAUCUUUCUGCUUCUUUGUCAGAACAAGUCACCGAGCCUGACAAAUUUCCUGAGCAGUCUAUGCCUGUUAGUGGUCACUAUGAGCUCCCAGCAGAAAGGAGUAGUCCAGAGAGUGAAAAUUUGAUUGAUAACAGUACAAGGUCUGAACAAGUUACUGAGCCCCACAAAUUUCCUGAGUCUUCUAUGUCUGAAAAAGAGAUGGAUGUGAAGACAGGUGGAGUUACAAUCUCCAGAAGCUCCUUAGAACAACACAAAUGUGUGCGGGAUUCUUUUACAGAGAAUAGAUCUUGUAUAGCUAGGAAGAGUAAUAGUGGUCUAGCACACUCUAUUGUUGGACUGCUGGAUCAAUCGGUGACUAUAAGCUCAUCUGGUAUUACUGCUAAAAUCCAUGAUGGGUGCAAUGCAACAAUUAAAUGCUAUAGUUGUUCGCAGGAAAAGGUAACAGGCACCUAUUGUGGGAGGACUACAAAGUCUAUGAGUUCUAUCCAGCAGCGCCCUUCCAUCAGGGAAACUCUACAGGUGGAUGCAUGCUCUUACUUAGCCAAGGUGACUGAAAACACAGCUUCUCAGUCUUCCAGGGAAACAUCAGAUAAGCUUGUUGAUAGUAAGCAGCAAUUGGAAUCCGUUCAGUCUUCUUUUGAGCUAGACAAUAGAAGCUCAGAGCCACAAUGUUAUUCUGGUUGUGAAGUCAUACCAAGUCUUGGUAAUGUAUAUAGCAUUGCUUCCUUAGGUGGUGCUGGGACCAAGUCUGCUGCUUCACAGAAGUCUCCGUGUGUAAACCAGUACGUUCAGGAUGUGCCUCAUGAUAAUGCCAUCUUGAUAAGUCCUGUGAAAUGUGGUGCCUAUAAUCAGCUGGGAAAUGGGGAAGCUGAUGCAUCAGAGUAUAUUGUUCCCCAAAAUAGUCAGAGUAAAACCAGUGAAAGAAAAGGUUUGGAAUGUCUAGCUGCAACUCUUCAUUCUGAUUGCUUAAUGCAAGUGAAGCCAAAGCAACUUGGCUUUGAUGACAUGGAAGAGUUUAACUUGAAGGGGUACACUCAUUGUAAUUCUGAAGAUGUAAACUUGGACGUAACAAACAAAGAAAGAAGUUGUACUACAUUAAAUCGUUUCUCAUUGAGGGGUGUACCUUCAAGCAGUCCAGAUAUUACAAUUUCAGAAAAGAAUGUCAAUCUGAAGCUAGAUUCUUGUAACACAGUAACUAGACUUUCAAUCUUACCCGUCGAGCUCACCCUUCAAGACCAUGACAGAUCUAAGAGAUGUGCAGUGGACAUAAAAGUUCACACUCCAAAAGGUCUAGGUGAUCCAGAGGCCUUUCCGUGUUUUGGAAAUUCUAAUAUUCCACCUGGAGAUUACAUGCUGUCAAACACUUCUAAUAGUUCUGAUGCAAAACAUCAUCAUAGGAAGCGUAGUCCAAGAGAUAGAUCAGAGUCUUUAAUUGAACCAUACCUAGAAGUGGGAGUUUCUGAAUGUGAAAGGCAUGAUGAAGGUAUGUCCUGUGCUAGUGAGAGUAAAACUUUUGCAGCGUCUUGCAUCUCGAAAUUGACUGAUAUGUCUACUGGAGAUCAUCAGAAGUGGCUGGAUGAUGAAAUUCCAAAUGAUGAUAGAAUGACGAGUUCAUCUGCUCCUGGAGGACAGCUUUAUGUUCAGGGGGAUAGAUGCAAUGAUACAAAUCUCAGACUCCCUGAAUCAAAGAAAACUGAAAUUGCCCAGGAUUUUCCUUUGCUCGAAAGGAAAUCCAUAUCUGCUACAGUUAAUUCUUGGCCUCAAGUGAAGAGGAGAAAGCUUGAAGAUCAACUAAGUAAUUGCUUUUCUGCCUCUCACAAUUCCCAGAUGCCUAAAUAUUGUAACAUAAAAAUGUCCUCUGAGAGCACAGGUGUGGAAAUUAUUGAAAAACAAGUAAAAGAUGUAUUAAAAGAAGAUUCUUGUGUAGGCAGCUUAACUAGUGAACUAUGCCCAAUGGUGGACCACCAUGCGCCCGAAGGAUUGGGUUUGAACUUGGUCAAUUCUAAUAACUGCAUGUUUAAGGUAAGAGAUCCAGAAUGUGCAACACUAAAUACAGAUGGAUGCUACACACCAAAUGAACAAGUACAUGCUCCUACCGAUCUCGAAGAUGGAGUACUCCAGGUAUCAAGUAAAACGAAAGAAGCAAUCAGUGAUAGUUCUGGUUACGUAAUUGAGAAAACAGGAGGAGAAAUUCCGGAUGGCCCUAAUUUUGAUGCAUGUAAGCGAUCUGACGAACAUGACAUCAAAAGUGCCUUGAAUCAUAAGAAUGGUGCUGGUUUAGUAGAUAAUAGUGGAAGCAUAAGUUAUACAGGGAAAAUAGUUCUAAAACAUAACUCUAACUUUGUCGAAGACAAUGUUUUCCCACAUUCUUUCUUUCACUCGUCACAUGAUGAAGUAGUGAAUACUCAUAUAGUUGAUACUUUACCCAUGUAUGAGGGUUUCAUCAUUGAUCCCCCGGUAGCAGAUGGAAAACUUGACGUGUCUGAAGCUGGAAUUAACUUUGAAGCGUUAGCCCUUUCAGAGACUACAAUCGAGCGUGCUAGCAUCCUGGAGCAGAUUUGUAGAUCAGCUAGCAUGCAGAGACCUUCAUCUGAUCUAUCAUCUGCUCUCAAAUUGCACAGGUCGCACACCUUGUAUCAAUCACUGCCUGAAGGUCUUCUUGAACAAGGGGACUUACGAAACACCUCAUUUUAUACUGAAGAUAUUGAUAAACAGCUUAGACACAGUACCAGUUGUGCAGAGGAAGUCAGGGAUGAGGUUAAAGAAAUGUCAUAUUCGGAUUGUGUAGGUUACUCUGGUGCCAUUUUCAAGUGGAAAUCAGGAAGUCCAUAUGCAUCUCCUGUUGGAAAGCUGUGGGAAAGAACCUCAUCGCAUUCGGGCAGUUUAAAGAAACAAUUGAGCUCAAACCCAGAGCUUACUUGUUUCCCUAUCAAGGAGGACUCCGCAAUUGGUGAGGAAAAUGAGAACAUGGAUAAACUGGCUGAUGAAGUCCAAUAUGAUAUUGAUUCCUUGGUUGGAAAUAGUGAUGCCGAAAGAAAUCCACCUUUUGAUAUAGCCAGUGCAUGCUUGAACCCUCUUGCAUCAGUGUCUGCAGCAAAGAAAAAGGUUCAAGCUGGUGGUAGAAUGGACUUCGCCAAAUCUGAUGUAGAUUUGAGUGCAACACGUAAUAAUGCCAGAAGAAAGCUUCGGAGCCAUUCUAGAAAUGUAAGUGAGGGAAAGGAAAACCAACCUCUAAUGAUGACUGCAAAGAAAAAAAAGAAGCUGUCACAUUCCAAUGCUUCUAAGAAGCAUGAACUAUCAGCAGCUUCCUGUUUGAGGAAAAAGGAGGAGAAGCUUUCAGAGAGAUGGCAUAAACAUGACAAUAUUGUUUCAAAUCUUACUUCAUUUAUACCACUUGUCCACAAAAAACAAGCAGCUACUCUGUGUACAGGAAAGAAAGACGUAAAGAUUAAGGCUCUGGAGGCAGCUGAGGCAGCCAAACGUCAUGAUGAGAAAAAAGAGAUUGAACGUAAGAAGAGGAAAGAAGAAAAUUUAAGACAGCUAGAAAUAAACAAACAAAAGAAACAAGAUGAAAGAAAGAAAAAAGAAGCUGAAGUUUUAGCAAGGAAAAGGAUGAGAGCUGAAGAGGAGAAAAAUGACAAGGAGAAGAAACGACUUCGAAUUGGAGAGUUACGGAGACAGCAAAAUGAGGAGGAAAAGUUCCGUGUUAAAAAAGUAGAUGUUGAAAAAAAGUGCUCUGCUAUUGUUGGAAAACCAAUACAUGCUGAAAUAUUGGAAAAUGACAACUCAGGAGCCACAGUUUCUCAUGACAGCCUCGACACGUCAGAUGAUCAAAGUCAACAUGAAACGAAGCUAUAUGCCAAUUUUGAUAAACAAGAUCAAAACUUCACUGCCAUGGGAGCUCAAUUGAAGUCAUAUGAGAUUUCUCCAUAUAAAUGUUCAGAUGAUGAAGGUGAAGAUGAAGAUGAGGAAGAAACCACACAAAAACCUAUUCCCUCAUGGGCCAGAAAAAAUUGUGUUGCUCAGUUUCUUCUCUUUCAGCAAGAAAUGGAUCCUGACUUCAUAUUUCAUCCAAAUAGUUUAUGCAGUAUCGAUGAAGGUCAGUUUCUCUGUGUGAUGGAGCAACCUCAAAUUCUUGCAUUUUAUUAAGCAUCUCUAAUGAGUGUGAUUACUGAAACAAAAACCCAAGUUCCCAAAUAACCUCCAUAUAAGUCCCAUUGCAUGUCUUAACUUCUUUAAGAUUAAGAUAUGGUAAUAAUCCUGAAGCAAUAGUAGCACCCAUUUUAUAACCUAAAUUCUUCCACAGGUCAAAACUAUAUUGAUUAACUUUUACAUGUCAUCAAUUUGGUAAGGUUUGAUUAUUUUUUGUGCAAGCUUAAAAAUCUUCAUUCUAUGUGCAGUUCUCCUGCCUCGAAAGCUACAGCUGAAACAUGCAGCACUUUGAGUUGAAUACUUGAAUGGUUGGAAAAAGUUCAGGGAACUUUUGAGUGUAUCCUCCAACUUCCAAGUCCUGCCCCUAGAGGAGAGGCCUAGACAGUUUCUAAUUUUAACCAAUGAUCAGGUCCCUAGGCUACUGUAAUGAUGUGUCUGUAUGAUGUUUUCUUUAAAUUCAGUUAAUAUGUCAAAAAAUUCUGUAUAAAUAAGAGUGAUGUGUUUAUUUAUUUUUGAUUAAAUGAAAUGAUUUAGCAAACUUUUAAUUGUAAAAAAUUUCAAACAUACAAAAGGACAUACAUGUUUCUUGCUCAA
Messenger RNA from Cuscuta epithymum, 5538 nucleotides. NCBI's taxonomy places the organism in Eukaryota, Viridiplantae, Streptophyta, Magnoliopsida, Solanales, Convolvulaceae. The record is from the annotation of a GenBank genome assembly.